AUGGCCGAGCAAUUUGUCAACUAUAAAGUGGAGCUUGUGCUCCAUGACUCGUCCAAGAUCAGAGGUUAUGUGAAUGGUAUCAAGGAUAAGGUUUUAACGAUUACCGAAGCCGAGUUCGUCGGCCAAGAUAAGACCCUCGAUCACUUCACCAUCUCAGGCGACAAGAUCAAUGAUUUAUCGGUGGUGGACAUACCUAAGGAGGCUUUGGUACGUAAUAAGAAGGACAGCAACAACAACAACAACAGUGCAAAGAAAAACCAGCAACAACAACAUACUCCAUCCAAGUCAUUGAUCGAUGAUGCGAUAUUAUUUCAAAACCCUGGGUCUAAAGUGGGAACUCCAAAAGCACAGCAUAAACAUCUUGUUUCUCCAAAACUUCAGCCACAGCAGUCGUUUGUCGACGACGCGAUUCUUUUUGCUCAACCUUCCAAAGCAUCCAGUGUCGCUAACUCCCCAAAAGUCCGCAAGAAGAAAAGUAUCCUCAAAAAUAACAAGCCGAAGAAUCAACCACAGCCACAAGCACAGCAACAGCUACAACAACAUUAUGGAAAUGAAACUUGGGUGGACGAUGUGGCGCAAAUCAAAGAUUCUCAAGAUUUUGACUUCGCCACCAAUUUGGCUCUCUUUGAUAAAGCUACAGUCUUUAAAGACUUGAAAUCCAAGGAUAAGAUCAACUAUGCUGACCGAUUGGCUGGUCAUAAUAAAAUUGAGAGCCCUGCCAAGAAGGUCAAUUAUGAUAAUAAUGAAAUGGUCCUUAAUGGCAGAGAAGACAAUUGGGAUAACUUGGGAGGUGCUUCAUCAUCUAACACUAUGGAUGAAGAGGACGAGAUUGAAGAAGGUGAGCAGAAAAUGUCACAAGCGGUUAAGAAGCUCGAUUUCUCCAAUCAACCCCAAAAGCCAAAGAAGAAGUUCACGAUUCUCAAGAGACCAGAAAAAUUGGAGACCAACGAAAAUACUACUCCGAAGAAAGCCCCUGUUGCCAGUAGACCGCCAAUUUUUUCACCAGUACCUCAAUCUGAUAUUAAGUUCAGUUUGAGCUCUGGGACCACAUUAUCUUUGUGUUCCCCUGUCCAAUUAUUAGAAAUUGAAAGGUUGUCUUCGGAACUUUUUGGGGCUAAUGACCAAAUGUUUGCUGAGAAUUCUGGUAUCGGUUUAUCAAAGUUGAUAAUUAGAACUUUGGGAGGCUCCAGUCGCUUGUCCUCUAACAAUCAUAACAAGCCUCCAUUGGUGGCCAUCUUGGUGGGUAAUAAUAAAGCUGGUGCCCGGGCGUUGGCUGCUGGAAGACAUUUGUCUAACAGAGGGUUAAGAGUGGUUGCAUUUGUGUUGAGCAAUGAUAUUAGUGACGUUGUACAUGAGAGUAGAGCUUCUUCGACAAGCAGUGACAGUGAUAUUUUUUACGAUGCUAAGGAAGACUUUGACACCAUUGUGAAGGAUCAAUUGAAACUUUUUGUUAACUAUGGUGGAAAAGUGUUCAAUGAAUUACAUAAUUUGAAGAAAACUAUUGCAUCGUUAGACUCGCCUUUGGAAUUGGUUAUCGAUGCUUUGCAAGGUUACGAUACCAAUUUGUCAGAUUUCUGGGGGGAAGAAUUGAAGAAGUGUUUGGGAUUAAUCAAGUGGGUGAACAGCUCACGAGCUAAAGUUUUGUCUAUUGACAUAGCUAGUGGUUUAGAUGCUGGCUCAGGCCAAUUUUCUUUAACCGCCAGCGAUGUGGAAGAACUUGCGUUAGAUGUCAGCCCGGAUGACUUCCGUAUCAAAUCCAAUAUUGUGGUAUCGAUGGGUCUCCCAGUUAUUGGGCUAAUGCACGCAUACUACUUGGGCGUUAUCGAAGCUGGCGACUGGAUCCACUAUCUCAUUGAUUUGGGAAUUCCUCGAAAGGUCUACAGUAGUAAAGGAUCGCUUAGGAAAUUUGACAAGACAUAUUUUGGAGACGAAUGGUUCAGUGAAGUUGACGUCAAUCAUUCUUGA
Saccharomycopsis crataegensis is the source of this 1965-nucleotide messenger RNA. It is a transcript of the gene EDC3, whose product is annotated as Edc3p. The transcript has 2 exons. Lineage: Eukaryota; Fungi; Ascomycota; Saccharomycetes; Ascoideales; Saccharomycopsidaceae. Gene Ontology annotation, biological process: P-body assembly; deadenylation-independent decapping of nuclear-transcribed mRNA. The coding region runs from base 1 to 1965 and encodes 654 amino acids. Gene Ontology annotation, molecular function: mRNA binding. The record is from RefSeq and is a predicted model, not a curated record. Gene Ontology annotation, cellular component: P-body.